AUGAGGUUUGGGAAGAAAGGUAAGCUCAGUCCAAGAUUCAUUAGACCCUACGAGAUCCUUGAGCGCAUAGGCGAGGUCGCAUAUCGACUUGCGAAACCUGCUUCUAUUGAUAGAGUGCAUGAUGUGUUUCACGUAUCUCAACUAAGGCAGUACAUCUGGGAUGACUCACACGUUCUUCAACCCGAACAAUUAACCUUGGAUGACACCUUGCAGUAUGAAGAGACUCCCGUUCAGAUUCUAGAUAAGAAGACGCGUGAUACUCGUCGAGGUAGUGUAGCACUUGUGAAAGUGCUAUGGUCUAAUCACGUUACCGAAGAGGCCACGUGGGAGGCAGAGGAUGCCAUGAGACCUGAUUACAGAUCGGAUCCGGUCGGAAAUAAUCGGGUUAGCAAUGUUGAUGAGAGUGCUAAGGAUGUUCCUUUGAACUGA
Molecule: messenger RNA, 429 nt
Organism: Amaranthus tricolor (Joseph's coat)
Lineage: Eukaryota; Viridiplantae; Streptophyta; Magnoliopsida; Caryophyllales; Amaranthaceae
Exons: 2
Coding region: 1-429 (142 amino acids)
Source: RefSeq, a predicted model, not a curated record